Schizosaccharomyces octosporus yFS286 is the source of this 1835-nucleotide messenger RNA. RefSeq names its product N2,N2-dimethylguanosine tRNA methyltransferase. The transcript has a single exon. Gene Ontology annotation, biological process: tRNA N2-guanine methylation. Lineage: Eukaryota; Fungi; Ascomycota; Schizosaccharomycetes; Schizosaccharomycetales; Schizosaccharomycetaceae. Gene Ontology annotation, cellular component: nucleus. The record is from RefSeq and is a predicted model, not a curated record. Bases 110 to 1774 code for a protein of 554 amino acids. Gene Ontology annotation, molecular function: RNA binding.
GAUUUCCACAGAGUACUCAAGAAUAGCCUUCUUUGUAUCAGCAUUAAUCCUUGUAAUUGUAACAAAGUUUUGUUUAUAAUCUAUUUUUUUAUUUGCAAAUGCAUAUUUGAUGUUGAAAAAUUAUCGAGCUUUUCUAGGAACGGUACGAAACUUCACCACUGCCAAUAUGUCGGUGAAUGGAGCGAAGGUGACGGAAGGUUCUGCAACUAUUCUUUUCAAUGACCCUGAUGAGGUUUUCUACAAUCCUGUUCAACAAUUCAACCGUGAUUUGAGCACUACAGCCAUUCGCACAUGGGCUGAAAGUCGCGACGAAAAGGCGGUGUUGAAAGCAAAGCAUCGUCAGGAAAUUAUUGAAGCGUUAGAUAAAAAGAAUGAAAAUGAAGGAAAAGGAAAGUCAGAAAACUCAUCUCCGUCUCGUAGUGAAGAAACUACUGCUCCUGCCGAAAAUGAAAAAAAUAAAGGAACUAAAACCGAUGGAAGCAGUAACGUCGGAUUUAAUAUUUUAGAAGCAUUGUCCGCUACUGGGUUACGUGCCAUUCGUUAUGCUAAAGAACUCCCCAAUGUAAAAAAAAUUCUUGCUAACGAUUUGCUCGCUCGCGCAGUCGAUGCUAUCGAUGCUAAUGUUAAGCGCAACGACGUUGCUCACAUCGUUGUCCCCAACAAAGGAGAUGCUAAUGCUGUUAUGCACUCAUUUAAGAACCAGUACGACGUGAUUGAUUUGGAUCCUUAUGGUACUGCUACUCCUUUCUUGGAUUCAGCGGUGCAAUCCGUUGCAAAUAAUGGGUUACUUUGUAUAACUUGUACAGACUCUGCUGUACUUGCAGGAAAUGCGUAUCCGGAGAAGUGUUUCUCCAACUACGGCGGAACUUCAUUGCGGUCUGAUUUCUGUCAUGAACAAGCCGUUCGUCACCUUCUAUAUGCUAUUGCUAUGGCAGCAGCUAAAUAUGGACGAGCUAUCAAACCUAUGUUGUCUCUCAGUGUUGACUUUUACUUUCGUGUGUUUGUACAAGUAGAGACGAAACCAGCUCUUGUUAAAGAUCUCCAUAGGCAAUCCGCAAUAAUUUACCAGUGUUCUGGUUGCGGAAGCAACGCCCUUCAAUAUAUGGGUAAGACUGUUCCGGGAAGGAUACCGGGAAGUACAAAAUACACAAACGCUACCGGUCCUCCAGUUAGUGCUAAAUGUGAGCAUUGUGGAUACGUACACCAUGUGGGUGGUCCCGUUUGGGGAGGUCCUUUGCAUGAUGCUGAGUUCGUCGAACGCAUGAGAAAAAUUGCUGAAGGUCUAGAUGAAAAAACCUAUGGAACGAAACGCCGUAUUCUGGGAAUGUUAGCAGUAGUCGCAGAAGAAUUGCCUGAUAAACCUUUUUAUUUUGUUAUAUCUCAGAUUGCGAGCGUUCUACGUGCUCAAUCACCUCCGCAGAAUACAUUCGUUUCUGCAUUGCUUAAUGCAGGUUAUCGUGCUUCUGGGUCUCAUGCCAAGAGUAAUGCCAUUAAGACUGAUGCUCCAUGGUCUUAUAUAUGGGACAUAAUGAGAGCUUGGGUAGCAGAACAUCCUGUGAACUCUAGUAACGUUAAGCCAAAUUCUGCAGGUUCUAUGAUUCUUAAAAAGGAGUGUUCUUCAAAGGUUGAUUUUACCUUACAGCCUGGUGCUGAAUUUUCCUCCAAAAAAGCCGGAUAUACCCGUUAUCAAAUGAACCCUACUGAAAACUGGGGUCCUAAGGCAAAAGCGGGUAAAAGAAAAAUAGCUGACACGGAAGGGCAAACUAAGGAGUAAUUGGGAAAUUGGUAUAUUUGUAUUGUAAUAUAUUUUGAAUUUUUGGUCGUUUGGGGUGUGU